This is a messenger RNA of Cyclocybe aegerita, 1101 nucleotides long. NCBI's taxonomy places the organism in Eukaryota, Fungi, Basidiomycota, Agaricomycetes, Agaricales, Hemipholiotaceae. The record is from the annotation of a GenBank genome assembly.
AUGUCCAAACUACUCGCCCUUGUGACCUUCGCCGCCGUUGCUCUUCAGUCUGCUGGGUUGCCUGUCUAUGUACAGUGUGGCGGUAUCAAUUACACCGGCAGUACCGUUUGUGAAACCGGAAGCCGUUGUGCGUUUGUCAACGAUUGGUAUUCGCAGUGCCAGCCUGGUGCCGCGACCACUACGACUACGAAGGCUGCAGUUACAACUUCUGUGAGCGUGACCUCUUCCACUUCGGUUGGGACCUCCAGCCGUCCUGCGACGAACACUCCUAGCGCAGCCGGCUCCGGUCUAAAUGCGAACUUCGUUGCUCGCGGAAAGAAAUUCUGGGGCACUGCGGCGGACUCUAAUACUCUUAAUAUUGCUGUCAGCCUCAACGUCCUGAAAGCUGAGUUCGGUCAAGCCACACCUGAAAACUCGAUGAAGUGGGAUGCGACCGAGCCUUCUCGCGGCUCUUUGACCCUCUCCGGUGCCGAUGCACUCGUUAAUUGGGCGACGUCUAAUGGAAAGCUGAUCCGCGGGCACACGCUUGUUUGGCACUCCCAAUUGCCGAGUUGGGUUUCUGCGAUCAACGAUAAGGCGACAUUGUGGGAUGUCUGCAACGAAAUUCUCAAAGAGGAUGGUACCCUUCGUUCAAGCGUCUUUUCCAGGGUCCUUGGCGAGUCUUUCGUCACGAUUGCAUAUACCGCUGCGCGUGCAGCUGAUAGCACUGCCAAAUUGUACAUCAACGACUUCAACCUGAACUCCAAUAAUGCUAAGACAAAAGGAAUGGUGGCCCUCGUCAAGCUCAUCAAUGCUUCGAAGAGGUUUAUCGAAGGAGUAGGCACCCAGAUGCAUCUCAGUGCCGGUGGUGUACAAGCCGCUCUUACGGCUUUGGCUAGCACUGGCCUUGAAGUUGCCUUUACUGAGCUAGAUAUUGCCGGUGCUGCAGCGACCGAUUAUGUUACAGUCGUGAGGGCUUGCCUCAACACACCUGCCUAUGUUUCCGUCACCAGUUGGGGAGUAUCUGAUGCCAACUCCUGGCGUGCAAGCUCGACGCCCCUUCUUUUUGAUUCCAACUACAAGCCUAAAGCUGCCUACAAUGCCGUCCUGUCCGCUUUGUGA